AAAAAAAUUAACGUCAACAUUGUCAACAUUUUUUAUGGUUAGGAAAACAUUUAAACAAGAAAGUGCAAUAUUUAAUCGAAAAAAAGAUUAUUUUGAUUGGUGAAUUGAAUUAAAUUACUUAUAGAAACUAUGGCUACAUAUUCCGGAGCUCCUCCUGUAUUGCAAUGGAGUCCAGACAAGAAAUUCAGCGACCGAGAGAGGUGGAUUUGUAUCUAUCCCGCUUACAUAAACAGCAAAAAAUCAAUCGCCGAGGGUAGGAGGAUAGCAAAAAGUAGGGCAGUUGAAAAUCCAACUUAUCAGGAGAUACGAGAUGUUUUAGUUGCUUCAGGUUUAAAUGUUGGCGUUGAAAACAAGCAAUACAGCCGGGAACGCAGUAAAGAACUUCUAUACAGGGGUAGAAUCAGGGUACAGUUAAAACACGACGAUGGUUCACUCUACAACUCCUCAUUUCCUACCAGAGACAGUGUAUUGUUGCAUUUGGGUGACAUGAUACCGAAACUGAAGACCCGACUGAGCAAACCUUCUGGCGAACAGCAACCGCAGAGCAGUCAGGGUAAAGGUAAAGGCAAGGGAAAAGGCAGGAGAUAAGGUAUUUUGACAUUUGUUUAUAUGUAUUUGUUAAUAUAAUGUUCAAAAGAAA
Sitophilus oryzae (rice weevil) is the source of this 640-nucleotide messenger RNA. RefSeq names its product signal recognition particle 19 kDa protein (gene Srp19). The record is from RefSeq and is a predicted model, not a curated record. Lineage: Eukaryota; Metazoa; Arthropoda; Insecta; Coleoptera; Curculionidae. Gene Ontology annotation, molecular function: 7S RNA binding. Gene Ontology annotation, biological process: SRP-dependent cotranslational protein targeting to membrane, signal sequence recognition; SRP-dependent cotranslational protein targeting to membrane. The coding region runs from base 130 to 588 and encodes 152 amino acids. Gene Ontology annotation, cellular component: signal recognition particle, endoplasmic reticulum targeting. The transcript is spliced from 3 exons.